UUUUUGUAGUUCCUGUGGUGUAAACUGUCAUUCCGAGGACUGCAUUAGUUAGCUAGAAAUACUCUGUUGAUAAUCCGUCUAUUAGUCCUCUUUCCCUCGAGCUGGUGGUACAGUUCAAGACAUUGGACUAACAUUUCCUGAGUGUUGGGUGCACUGUUCUAGCUAGUUAGUGAAUUUAGCGUUAACCAACAGCUAGCUUGUUAGCAAGCAACAGAGAGCAAACCAACUUGACAGUAGUUAGCUAUAAAAUAUUUCCCUAGCACACUGCCUAUGAGCUAGAUAGCUUGCAGCAGUAACGUUACCUACUUCUACACGGCAACCCCCAAGCACAGAACAACGGUAAGUACGUGAAUGAAAUCAUGUAUUUUUAGUUAGCUGAGUAUGAUGCCGUGUUCACAACAACUGGGAACUUAGAAAUCUCCGAUUUCAGUGUAUUCAGGACAACUGGGAACUCGGGAAAAACAAACUCGACUGGGAAAAUUCGUUUUGAACGGUCAUCCAACUCGGAAUUCCAAGUCGGGAACUCGGGCCUCUUUUUAGAGCACAGACUUUCCGACUGAAGAUCAGUGACGUCAUGAUUCGUUCACUUUACGGGUCAUGGACCGGUGUCCCGCGGCUCAGCAUAAUCGAAUCCGCCCACUGAUUUAGCUACCAGAGGGUUGUACUUGUCAGGCACAGCUGGUUACCUAGCUGCAUACUUUGUUGGCUUGUCAAAUGUACAUUUACGUCAUUUAGCAGACGCUCUUAUCCAGAGCGAUUUACAAAUCUGAGUUAGAGAUGGGAUCUGUCUGCAUGGUGACUCAAUCCUGCAAGCUAAGGUCACUGUCAGCUAAACUAAAACUACGUGUGAAAACCUCUACCGCCACCUUUCUCUCUUGUAUCAAUGACAUGAAUCAAUUGCUGUAGAUAGGUGAGCCUUCCACGGGAUCAGUUAGUAGCUAGUGGUUAGUGACUUAACAAGCAUUGUUAUUUUCCAGUCUACAGACCAGAGACCAUCUUCUAGCAAAGUGUGUGUGAGACAGAGGAAGGUAACUGCCAAAAUAAAGGAAACACCGACAUAGUGUCUUAAUGAGCGUUGAGCCACCAGAACAACGUAACGUGCCUUGGUAUAGAGUCUACAAGUGCCUGGAACUCCAUUGGAGGGGUGCGACACCAUUCUUCGUUGAGAAAUUACAUCAUUUGGUGUUUUGUUGAUGAUGGUGGGAAACGCUGUCUCAGGCACUGCUACAGAAUCUCCCAUGAGUGUUCAAUUGAGAUCCCCUUUGCCUUGUAAUUCUGUUACCAAAAAACCCACAUACUGUAUCUUUAAGAUAUUUUAUAAUUUCUCUCCCUCAUGAGGAGGGAGACUAAUGAAAGUUCACAAAGUAACAAGUAAAGGUAGACCUACCAAUUAGUGUUUUUACUGAUAUCAAGUUUGUUUAUUAAUUAGUAAUGAAAUUACUGCUAUUGAAUUAGCUACUAUGGGAAAUCAUAGUAGUCACAACCACAGUUGUUUCACCUUCUACUGUCCUCCCUUCCACUGGCAUACUGUUAUGUUCAGCUCAUAACUGUUUUUUUCCCCCUCUCUGUUGUCUGGUGGUCAAAGCAAGACUAUGAACAGUCUGGACAAUCCCUCCCUCUCUCAGCCUCUCCCUCUCUCUCUCUGCCGCUCUCUCUCUUUCGUUCAGUUAAUGUCACCUCUCCCCCAUCUACCAUGCCACCUACCCUCUUUCCAUUUUACUGUAACAAGCAUCCUCACUCACUGAGCACCGAUCGACACCGGACCUCCAUGGACGUUGAAAAGUAGCUGAAAUUUGGACAGUCCGCCCUGGCCGGACCAAAUCUGAACCAAACAUAGACGUCUAUGUUUCACAAGUUUGGACAGUACAGUAAAGAAAAGUAGAGUACAGUAGAUCACACAAGUAGAUUACAGUAUACUGUACUGAACAUAUCUACUGAGCUGUAUACUGUGCUCUACUGAGCUCUACUGUACACUGUGCUCUACUGAGCUCUACUGUAUACUGAACUCUACUGAGCUCUACUGUGUACUGUGCUCUACUGUAUACCGUGCUGUACUGAGCUCUACUGUAUACUGUGCCCUACUGAGCUCUACUGUAUACAUUUCAAUAACCAAAAUAUUUGUCAUGUUGUAGCUGACACCCCAUUCUUUCUGCAGACAACUUUUAAUCUUACUUUGGAGCAGAUAUUUGGAAAAUGUGGUUCCAUACAUUUUUGGGGGAUAUUUUACCUUAAUUAUUUUACCAAACUUUGCAUCUGCACAGUUCUUCCAGUAAAUAUGUUUUUGUGAAAUAUUCAGUGUAAAUCGUUCAAAGUAGUUCUUGUGCAUACAGUUUUAUGGUUUGUUAAACUUUGAAAUCUAUGUUUUUUUUUUGGCAUACAUUUCAAAGUGAAAAAUCAGAGUCAAAGCGUAAUUCUGGUACGGUGGCAUUGCCCGAGUAUCGCCCAUGGUCUUCUUAUAGCUACUCAUUUCAGACAUGACAUGCGAAUGUAAAUCUCAAACAGUAUGCUAAACUGUGCCAGCUAUCCGAGAAAGGUUGAGCUUGUUGCGCCACACAGGUAUCCAACCACACUGUUGAUUGUGAAACUAUAGCCUAAUAAUAUACGUUCACACUAGCUACAUAAUUGUCUCCUGAGUGGCGCAGUGGUCUAAAUAGCUGUGCCACUAGAGAUCCUGGUUCGAAUCCAGGCUCUGUCGCAGCCGGCCGCGACCGGGAGACUCAUGGGCGGCGCACAAUUGGCCUAGCGUUGUCCAGGGUAGGGGAGGGAAUGGCCGGCAGGGAUGUAGCUCAGUUGAUAGAGCAUGGCGUUUGCAACGCCAGGGUUGUGGGUUCGAUUCCCACGGGGGACCAGUAUGAAAUUUUUUAAACAAAAAAAAAUAUAUGUAUUCACUAACUGUAAGUCGCUCUGGAUAAGAGCGUCUGCUAAAUGACUAAAAUGUAAAUGUAAAAUAAUCCAGUAGUCCCUUUUGACUAAAGAAUAUUAAAGCCGACGGCCAAACAUUUAAUUUUUUUACCCCUCAGUGUGAGUGCGAAGGAAUGUCCGGAAUGAGGCGGGGCAAAGUUUUUUCCUGAGACAAUUCUAUUACAUAAUUUGUAAGAAAUAAGCCUAUGACCUUCAGUAGGGUCAAGAUGACUUCUUAUUUGGUCAUCCUGGUACUGGUUAAUGUUGUUCUUCCAUGUAGACAACACAAUCUGUUUGUUUGAGAGUACCAAACUGCAUGUGAUUGCUUUUGCUCUCUAAGCAAGAUGGUGGUUAGUGUGUGUACACGUGACUUUUUCCCUUUCAGCCCUGGGAUGGAAGCCCACAGCUCAAGCCGGUCAAGCCUGUCCAGGAAGAGGAGGAGAGAUGGAUCCAAGGGAGAGGCCGAGGAGGUAGAGCGGCCAGGGAAAGUCCCAAGAUCCACUGUGGUGAGUGAGGAAGAGAGAGGCUUUGUGUGUGUGCAGACCUCGUUUAUGGGGAGUUGUGUGUUGGGUAAGAUAGGCAAGUGAGUAAUAUGAUUCGUAUGAAGGAAAACCUUAUCUCAUUGUUGUCAUGGUAAUAAUGUGUGUACCUACACUAGGGUUUAAAAGAUCCCGCCCUCUUUGCUGAUGAGCUGGAGUCGGCUGAGGACACUCCAUACCUGCGAGUCAGUAUGGAGGAGGCCAAGAGGGGAACUCCAUGUGAGUCACGCACACACACGGUCUAAUACUCACUGAAAAACAACCUCUUAUUCACUCACCCCAAAUCUACCGUUCCAAAGACUUGAACAGUUCUGAAAAUGUAUAGAACAGGGGUAUUCAACUCUUACCCUACGUGGUCCGGAGCCUGCUGCUUCUCUGUUCUCAGUGGUGUAAAGUACCUAAGUCAUUUUCUUUUGGUAUCUGUACUUUACUAUUUACAUUUUUUGACACCUUUUACUUCACUACAUUCCUAAAGAAAAUGAUGUACUUUUUACUCCAUACAUUUUCCCUGACACCCAAAAGUACCCGUUACAUUUUGAAUGCUUAGCAGGACAGGAAAACAUUCAAAUUCACACACUUAUCAGGAGAACAUCCUUGGUCAUCCCUACUGCCUCUGAUCUGGCGGACUCACUAAACACAUGCUUCGUUUGUAAAUGGCCUGAGUGUUGGAGCGUGCCCCUGGCUAUCCGUAAAUAAAAAAAUAAAAAAAUAGUGCCGUCUGGUUUGCUUAUGUAAGGAAUUUGAAAUUAUUUUUACUUUUGACACUUAAGUAUAUUUGAGCAAUUACAUUUACUUUUGAUACAUAAGUAUAUUUAAAAUCAAAUACUUUUAGACUUUUACUCAAGUAGGAUUUUACUGGGUGACUUUCACUUUUACUUGAGUCAUUUUCUAUUAAGGUAGCUUUACUUUUACUUAAGUAUGAGAAUUGGGUACUUUUUCCACCACUGUCUGUUCUGCCUGAUAAUUAAUUGCACACACCUGGUCUCCCAGGUCUAAAUCAUUCCCUGAUUUUAGAGGGGAACAAUGAAAAUAUGCAGUGGAACUAGCUUCAAGGUCCAGACUCCAAAGUUGAGUUUGAGGGGUAUAGAAUGUUGCUCUAAUGAAGUGACUUGUGAUUGGCUGUCAUCACCAGCAUGUCCCUCCUCUCUCCCACAGUUCAUAGGCCGGUGCGGGUGUAUGCAGAUGGGAUCUUUGAUGUGUUCCACUCAGGCCACGCCCGGGCUCUCAUGCAGGCCAAGGGCCUCUUCCCCAACACACACCUCAUUGUGGGCGGUGAGUGUCUCACUCUGGCUGUGUCAACCUUUCUUCUCAACAUGUCUUGAGUGCCUUCCUGACAGUUUAAUGUCUGUCUAUUUGGUCCUUCAGCAGAAAUUGUUUUUCAGAGAAUUAACUUUACAUAGAUGGUGCUUAAUUAAGUAAAGUACUAGUACUAAUUCAAGUGUAUUCGAUUUCCCUGAACCUCUGUGCUUCUCUUCAUCAUGUCUCAGUGUGUAGUGACGACCUGACGCACAAGUUCAAGGGGUUUACAGUGAUGAACGAGGACGAGCGCUACGAUGCAGUCAGCCACUGCCGCUACGUGGACGAGGUCGUCAGGAACGCGCCCUGGACGCUUACGCCCGAAUUCCUCGCCAAGCACCGAGUGAGUGUGCAAAAGAAAGUUAGAGGGAGGGAGGGAUGGGGGGGGGAAUGGAAAGCAAUGACAUGCUGAUUGGUCUGAUAGAAGUGUAGUGUUCAAAGGGUAUGUAUUAGAGUAUGUACACUGAACAAAAAUUAUACAUGCAAUAAUUUCAAAGAUUUUACUGAGUUACAGUUCAUAUAAUUCCUUAGGCCCUAAUCUAUGGAUUUCACAUGACUGGAAAUACAGAUUAUGCAUCUGUUGGUCACAGAUACCUUUAAAAAAAAGGUAGGGGCGUCAAUCAGAAAACCAGUCAGUAUCUGGUGUGACCACCAUUUGCCUCAUGCAGCAAGACAUCUCCUUCACAUAGAGUUGAUCAGGCUGGUGCUUGUGGAAUGUUGUCCCACUCCUCCCCAAUGGCUGUGCGAAGUUGCUGGAUAUUGGUGGUAACUGGAACAUGCUGUCGAUCCAGAGCAUCCCAAACAUGCUCAAUGGGUGACAUGUUUGGUGAGUAUGCAGGCCAUUUUCAGUUUCCAGGAAUUGUGUACAGCUCCUUGCGACAUAGGGCCGUGCAUUAUCAUGCUGAAAUAUGAGGUGAUGGCGGCAGAUGAAUGGCACGACAAUGGGCUUCAGGAUCUCGUCACGGUAUCUCUGUGCAUUGAAAUUGCCAUCGAUAAAAUGCAAUUGUGUUCGUUGUCCGUAGCUUAUGCCUGCCUGCCCAUACCAUAACCCCACCACCACGAUGGAGCACUCUGUUCACAACUUUGACAUCAGCAAACCACUCGCCCACACGACACCAUACACGCCGUCUGCCAGGUACAGUUGAAACCGGGAUUAAUCUGUGAAGAGCACACUUAUGCAGCGUGCCAGUGGCCAUCGAAGGUGAGCAUUUGACCACUGAAGUUGGUUAUGACGCCGAACUGCAGUCAAGUCAAGACCCUGGUGAGGACGACGAGUAUGCAGAUGAGCUUCCCUGAGAUGGUUUGUGAUAGUUUGUGCAGAAAUUCUUUGAUUGUGCAAACCCACAGUAUCAUCAGCUGUCCGGGUGGCUGGUCUCAGACGAUCCCGCAGGUGAAGAAGCUGGAUGUGGAGGUCCUGGGCUGGCGUGGUUACACGUGGUCUGCAGUUGUGAGGCCGGUUGGACGUACUGCCAAAUUCUCUAAAACGACGCUUAUGGUAGAGAAAUGAACAUUCAAUUCUCUGGCAACAGCUCUGGUGGACAUUCCUGCAGUCAGCAUGCCACACCUGUCAGGUGGAUGGAUUAUCUUGGCAAAGGAGAAAUGCUCACUAACAGGGAUGUAAACAUUUGUGCACAACAUUUUAGAGAAAUAAGCUUUUUGUGUGUAUGGAACAUUUCUGGGAUCUUUUAUUUCAGCUCAUGAAACAUGGGACCAACACUUUACAUGUUGCAUUGAUGUUUUUUGUUUGUGUAUAUUUGUGUGUGUGAUGUCAUCCGUCUCUCGGUCACCCCGAUAACCCACCAGAUCGACUUUGUUGCCCAUGAUGACAUCCCAUAUACAUCAGCAGGCCAGGAUGACGUUUACAAGCACAUCAAGGAGGCGGGUGGGUACCAUGACAACCAGCAGGAAUGACAACCAUGAACGUCCUGGUACCCUGUGUCUGUCACGAUGACCCUUUGCCCUUUUGACCCCUUGUGCCUCCAGGCAUGUUUGCGCCCACCCAGAGGACGGAGGGCAUCUCCACCUCGGACAUCAUCACGCGCAUCGUCCGCGACUACGAUGUGUACGUGAGACGCAACCUGCAACGUGGCUACACUGCAAAAGAGCUCAACGUCAGCUUUAUAAAUGUGCGUUAACACUUCAUGUUGCUAUCAUUCUUAUUAGUAGUAAUGAUGGUAUUUGGUUGUGAUUAUCAUGUGAUAACUAGCAAUAGUUGAGGUAGCCAUCGGUCUAUUUGGCAGAGGACAGUAGAAGCAGAAUUAAUUGAAGUAGUUGAAUGAAAGCGGCUAAGAAAUGUUUACUAGUCUAGUGCAUCCUCGCUUGCCAAGGUCUGGAUUUAUGACUCUGCACUGGUAUGACACUGUGCCCCUGUCCUUCAGGAGAAGAAGUACCACCUGCAGGAGCGUGUGGACAAAGUGAAGAGGAAAGUGCGUGACGUGGAGGAGAAGAGUAAAGAGUUUGUGCAGAAGGUGGAGAACAAGAGCAUCGACCUCAUCCAGAAGUGGGAGGAGAAGUCACGGGAGUUCAUCGGCAACUUCCUGCAGAUGUUCGGCCCUGAGGGAGCACUGGUGAGAACUUCUGUUCUCUCUCUCUCUGUGUGUGGUGUAAGGUAGACUAGAAUGGUGUAUUUUGUGGCAAUCCUAAUUUCCUGCUCUGGGCAAUAAUAUAGUGAUGAGUGUGGUUUUCCAUGGAAGAUUUGUAUCGUGCUGUAGAUCAGUGAGCACGGGCCAACAUGGAUUUAUUGGUUCUAUAGCCUAAGAACAACCAAUGAACUUGUAAUCUUGACUGAGAUGCCACCUUCUCCUUCUCUGUAGAAGCACAUGUUGAAGGAGGGCAGGGGCCGGAUGCUGCAGGCCAUCAGCCCGAGACAGAGUCCCAGCAGCAGUCCCACCCGUGAGCGCUCUCCCUCCCCCAUCUUCCGUAUGCCUUUCUUAAACAAGGCCUUGGCCUCAACCCACCACAGCGCAGCACGGGGAUACCCCAUCAGUGAGGAUGAUGAUGAGUCUGACGAAGGUUAGGGCUCCCAUUUCUCGGUUUGUUAAUCCUGCUCCUCGGUCCAUCGACAGUAUCAGCGUUCAAGCCCCUCCAACCAAUCAUCAGUAUGUCCAAUUAUCUGUACAGCGUUGUCCUGCACUUCAUUUUUUUUCAAUUACUGGUGUCCAUUCCAUAUGUAAUGUACCUCAUCAGUCAGAAGGGGGUUAAUGCGCAAUUAGUUUGACAGCUAAUGUUGCAUUUCUCACUGAUAGAACAUUUGCUGAUAUUUCGAUGUACGCUUCCUUCCUUAUAACCUUAGUAGGUAGAUUUUUUAUUUUGUUAACCAUGAGUCUAGUGGGGAAUUCCGUUUUGUGUUGUCUGCUAUAUAGGUUGAGGGGUGUUUGGUGCACUGUUACAUUCCUCCACAGAUGA
Coregonus sp. 'balchen' is the source of this 8141-nucleotide messenger RNA. The record is from the annotation of a GenBank genome assembly. Lineage: Eukaryota; Metazoa; Chordata; Actinopteri; Salmoniformes; Salmonidae.